UGCAUGCUUCCCCCAGCUGGUGCACCUCCUGGUAACUCUAAACCACGGCAGUUACACCUGAGAAUGCUGUACCAGCGCAUGUAGGGAGCAGCAGAUGGUCUCUGUUGUCCUGUGCUUGACCAACCAGUCACACCCAGUGAAUCAAACACUGGUCAGGCUCUGUGGAAAUCAGUCUUGUUUUGUUAUUACCUGAGUGUGGCCUAGUUAGGUUGGACAGGUAGGAGAGAGGAAGGACAGAUCCUUAUGUGCUUUAUUUCAGCUGGAAGCACGUGCUUGAGUUGAUCUUGCGGUUGUUGCUUGCAUUUCUCGUGUUUGUGUUGUUCACGCUACCUGUGAGCAAAUUAUGUGAUGCUCUGUUUCUCACAGAGCAUACAUGUACGCUUGAAAGGUGUUGGCAUUUUAGGAUUAAGUUGCGAUUGUGGAGUAGUCUGAAGUAGAAGCGCCGAGCUGCAGAGCAGCCAGGAGUGAGAGAGAGCUUUGAUCAUCGGUGGAUGUAUGGAUUGAGUGUAUUGGCAUUGAUCUGGAGCUACACAGCAGCCACCAUUUGCACUGUACGGGCUGGCUUGAACCACUGCUGCCUGCUAACUCUGCUAGUGCUAGCGCUGCUGCUGCCGUCUCCCUACAACCGGUGAAGCUGGUGCCGCCGUACUGACGCACAGACAACCGCUGUGUCACCCAACAUGGACGGACACACCUGUCGGGAUGGUGGUACUAGUGUCAGGUGUAGGUAAUUUAUGAUCAUCACUCUUCCCUACGGUAACAGCUUGGAUUUGGUCAGUGAAAACCGCCACUGUGCUUUACUACAUAUUGGAUGAAAAUUACUGGGGACUUCUCACUAAGGAUUACUAGAGCUGGACACAGAUUCACCGAGGUCUUGUAAGGCAGAGUGGUGAGGCAGAAUGGCGGCGCCAGCUGAUACUGUAGAUGGCCGCCCGGCCGAGUAUGGCCUGUCCCUAAAAGAACUCCGCGAGUUGAUGGAACACCGCGGAUCGGAGGGAUACGAGCUCAUGGUCACAAAGUACAAUGGAGUUACAGAAAUGUGUAGAAAGCUCUAUACGUCUCCAAAUGAAGGAUUGUCUGGAAAUCCCAUAGACUUAGAACAUAGAAGAAAAAUAUUUGGAUCCAAUAUUAUACCUCCCAAGGCUCCUAAGUCUUUCCUUCGUCUGGUGUGGGAAGCUCUACAGGACGUCACCCUCAUCAUCUUGAUUGUAGCUGCAAUAAUUUCAUUAGGAUUAUCUUUUUAUAAGCCACCAAAAGAUCCAGCUUUGCUAGCGGAGGAGGAGGAAGAGCAUGGGUCUGAUUCAAGCGUGGAAGAGGCUGCUGGGUGGAUUGAUGGCCUGGCCAUCCUGGUGGCAGUGGCUGUAGUAGUGCUAGUGACUGCUUUCAAUGACUGGAGCAAGGAGAAACAGUUCCGUGGACUUCAGAACAAGAUAGAGCAUGAGCAUCGCUUUGCCACGAUCCGUGCAGGAGAGUUGGAACAAAUUUCUGUAGGAGAUUUAGUUGUGGGAGAUAUUUGUCAAGUAAAAUAUGGUGACCUUUUACCAGCUGAUGGUGUUCUGAUUCAAAGUAAUGAUUUAAAAAUUGAUGAAAGCUCGCUUACGGGAGAAUCAGAUCAUGUCAAGAAAGGCGACUCCACAGACCCUAUGUUACUCUCAGGUACUCAUGUCAUGGAGGGAAGUGGAAAGAUGCUAGUGACAGCAGUGGGGGUCAACUCCCAGACCGGCAUCAUCUUCGCUCUACUCGGGGCCUCGCAGGAGGAACAGGAGAAGGCCAAGAAGAAGAAAAAGAAGGGAGAUGAAGAAGAGGAACCAGUAGACGUGAAGCUCGUAGCCGUUACAGGACCCCGAUCAAACAAUUUGGGACAGACCGAACCAUUGCUCUCUAAUGAGGCAGAUGCAAAAGUGGAUAUUCAGAUGAACACUACCAACGCACCUACAGGAAACUCUCACAAUACCACUGUCAACAAACAUGUCCCGAACAAAGCUCCUCUGCCACCAGUGGACGAGAAGGUUCCAGAGGAGGUCAUCAAAGAGGAGAAGAAGAAAGUUUCUCGCAAAGAAAAAUCUGUGUUACAGAGCAAACUCACUCGUCUCGCCAUUCAAAUAGGAUAUGCAGGUACAUUCAUUGCCGUUCUGACGGUCCUCAUCCUGAUCCUCAAGUUUUGUAUCCAAGAGUUUCUCAUCGAAAAGAGGGAAUGGACAUCGACACGGACAGGACGUUAUCUUGAGCUGUUUGUCAACCACUUCAUCAUCGGUGUCACUGUGCUGGUAGUUGCUGUGCCAGAGGGGCUUCCACUUGCUGUUACGCUUGCUCUUGCUUACUCUGUUAAGAAAAUGAUGCACGACAACAACUUGGUGCGUCACUUGGAUGCAUGCGAGACGAUGGGUAACGCGACAGCCAUCUGCUCAGACAAGACAGGCACACUCACAACAAACAGAAUGACAGUCGUUCAGAGCUUCCUGGGUGGAAAACAUUACAAGGAAACGCCGAGUUCAAGUCUUACUCAAUCUCUUGUGGAGCUCACUGUGCGUUCUAUUUCCAUCAACAGUGGUUACACAUCCAAGUUGCUGCCGGCAGAUGAAGGUGGUUUACCGAAACAGGUUGGAAACAAGACAGAGUGUGCUUUGCUGGGGUUUGUCAGGGACUUGGGUCAGUCGUAUGAAUCAGUGAGAGAGGACGUCCCCGAGGACGCCUUGGUCAAAGUGUACACCUUCAACUCUGUCCGCAAGUCCAUGAGCACUGUCAUCAAACUGGAGAAUGGCUUCAGACUCUUCUCAAAAGGAGCUUCAGAAAUUGUGCUCAAAAAAUGUGACUUCAUCUUGGACAGUGAUGGUCAGGCGAAAGCCUUCACUGCCCGUGAAGCGGAGGAGAUGGUCCAUCAAGUCAUUGAACCCAUGGCCAGUAAUGGCCUGCGUACUAUCUGUGUCGCCUAUAAGGACUUUGUCAGAGAUAAUGUCGGUGAGAACAUGGUGAAGAUCGAGGGUGAAGUUGACUGGGAUAACGAGGAAGCUGUGGUACAAGGACUCACCUGCAUCUGUGUCGUGGGUAUCGAGGAUCCAGUCCGAGAUGAGGUUUCGGCUGCCAUCAAAAGCUGUCAGAAGGCAGGCAUCACUGUGAGGAUGGUGACCGGCGACAACGUGAACACUGCUCGAUCUAUCGCUUCCAAGUGUGGCAUCAUUCCCCCUUGAGAAGACUUCCUGGUAAUGGAGGGCAAGGAAUUCAACAACCGCAUCAAGGACCCAGCUACAGGAGAGGUACAACAAGACCUGUUUGACCAGGUGUGGCCCAAGCUCCGUGUUCUAGCCAGAUCUUCACCCCAGGAUAAGUACACUCUCGUCAAGGGCAUCAUCGACAGUAAGGUCAACGCUAACAGAGAGGUUGUCGCGGUAACAGGAGAUGGAACAAAUGACGGCCCUGCUCUCAAGAAAGCUGAUGUUGGAUUUGCCAUGGGUAUCUCUGGAACUGAUGUAGCUAAGGAGGCUUCCGACAUCAUCCUGACCGACGACAACUUCACCAGCAUCGUCAAGGCCGUCAUGUGGGGCCGUAAUGUCUAUGAUAGCAUCGCCAAGUUCUUGCAGUUUCAGCUGACUGUUAAUGUGGUUGCUGUUCUGGUCGCCUUCUUUGGCGCCUGCACAAUCAAUAACAGUCCACUCCGUGCUAUCCAGAUGCUGUGGGUGAAUCUCAUCAUGGACACACUAGCUUCCCUCGCUCUCGCUACCGAACUUCCCAGCAAAGAACUCCUAGAUCGUAAACCAUAUGGCAGAACAAAAGCUCUCAUCUCCAAAACCAUGUAUAAAAACAUUGUUGGUCACUCUGUAUAUCAGCUUGCAGUCAUCUUUACUCUUCUAUUUGGUGGGGCCGGCUUAUUUGACAUCGAUGAUGGUCGUGAUAACCAGCAAGUUCACGCCCCUCCCACGCAACAUUUCACCAUCAUUUUCAACACGUUUGUCAUGAUGACACUCUUCAAUGAGAUGAAUGCUCGCAAAAUACAUGGGCAGAGAAAUGUAUUUGAAGGCUUACAAAGAAACCCUGUCUUUAUAGGAAUCUGGAUAGGAACUAUGGUAGCACAGGUUUUCAUUGUGCAGCUUGGUGGAAUAGCCUUUCACACCAAAGGGCUGUCAUUAGAACAGUGGUUUUGGUGCAUCUUCUUAGGUUUCGGGGCACUUUUAUGGGGGCAAGUUAUAACAAGUAUUCCAUCGCAUUCAAUACCGAGGAUAUCCUGCCCAUGCAUUAAGCAUGAGGAAGAACAUGAAGCAGAAGAUGACAUUGACGGCGUCAACGCCACCGAGGAUUCGGUAGGACGCCGCGGCCAGAUCCUAUGGGUGCGCGGCCUGACUCGACUGCAGCAACAGAUACGUGUAGUUAAUGCUUUCCGCAUGAGCUUAGAUGCUCGUUACGACAGUCGUAGUUUGUCAUCAAUCCAUAGCUACCACUCACUGCAAAACUUUAGAAUGAUGUCCAAAAAACCACCCACCACUAUGUCCUCCUCCAUGCUGUGUACCCACGACUCUGAGGCAGCAUCAUCUCGUCCCUUGGAUUCCCACGCCACCGCGCCCAAUACUGAGCAGACUGCACUGUGAUUGGCUAGCUGUGUGUCUCGCUAUCCAAUCUAUAGCCUCACUUCACGUCUGCUCAUGUGUACCUCAGUCGUGUUGCUCCUCCUGUCCACCCGCUGCUGUCUAGAUUGGAGGACCCUCACCCCUGUACAUAAUAAGAUCCUGUGUGUGUGGUCAUCGUCGUCAUCUCUGCUGCAUCAUCAUCGUCGUCUGCAUAGUGGUGGUCGUCGUCAGCGUAGUCAUCACUCUGGUGUUGUGUCACCUGUGACCUUUCACCCUGUCUCGGCUUUAGCGACUGCUAUAAGCAGCCUUCUAACUUUAUGUAAUUUGCCACCUUGUUAAAUAUGUGUUUUUCUCAAGUCCUCGUUUUUUAUAUUUUUUUUCCCAUGAUUAUUUUCUACUUGGCAUGUUUUUAUUGUUGUUUAUUGUCAAUAAAACCAGCCUGCUUGUGACUGUCUGUACGGGCCAGGCAGUAAAGGCGAUAUAUGCCGUUACCCACAAUUCACCUGUAGAUGCCGAGAAAUAGAUGUAGUUAAACUCAAUCAUGUACAGGAGCUUUGCACUCUCGGUAACCAUGUACAUAGCACAAAUGUUCUAAUGAUGUGUAAAUGUGGCAGCCCGGCUCCCUAAGGGACGGCCCCUGCUGGCUGGCAAUUAUGUGUAAUCAUCCUUCGGGGUUCGUUAGGAUCCGACUCUCUAACCAUUCCCACUCACCUCCACAAUUUCAUCCAAGCAUACCUCCACAUUCAGUCACGUGUGUAAAUACUGAAACGGACACACAUCUUUUCUGUACACUCAUCUAGUGGCUCUCAAAUCACAUGUCCGAUCUUCAUUGUCGACUCGGCAUAAUUUUAGCUUCUUUUCCCAUUAUCGUGAGUCACUAUUGCAAGUUUAUAUUUUAUCUUGUAGUCUUGAAACUGAAUCUGGCCACUGUGGUUUUCACAUGCUGUGUGUCUUGACUGACUUUUGCAUGUUGUUGGAUGAGGGUUUUCUCCCUUAGAUGCCUGCAUAAUUUGAUUUCUGAUGGUAUUGAAUACAAGAUGUUUGUGCUGUGUUUCCUUGUUACCUGUGAUACACAUUGCUAAUGAUAUCUGAUGCAUAUUGAGUGGAUUUUCAUGACAUUAUAUCGUCUGCUGCUGUGUAUUUUAUAACCCAACAGCCAUGCAAGUAUGCAGUGAGAGUGUUGAGAGUAUAUUAGCCUCCAUUUUGAACAAGGGCGUACCAAAGGCUAUUGAUUUAGGUGCUCAUUGACGAGGUAGAUCUUCCAGUUUUGUAUUGAUGAUUUGAAGAAACAAAUCGAUAGGCUUGGAAAAGAAAUUCUUGAAUGAUGACAAUCAAUGUCUCUAGGUAUUAUGUGUGUCGUGAAGAUGUCCUGACUCGGCGGGAAUUAUAAUGAAAGAUUCAGGAAAAUUGAACCAAAGAUACGAUAUGAAAAGCGGAAUCCAUUACUCAGUAAUCUUGUAAUCUGAUUUAUAUGUUUGUGGAAGUACUGGAUGACUCAGUGGAUUUUCCAGCAUCUUCUUGUCAACUUAUGUUGUGUUUUAGAUGCUAAGGAGGAUACUUUUCUCUUGUUUCCGAAUCUGUAGCAGUAUUUGAGGAGGAUGUAAAUCAAAACGGUUAAUCUCCACUUUGGUGAAAAUAGGAAUCUCAUUGUUUUGUUCAGAUCAUAUUUGCUCCAAUUUUGAUAAAAGUACAAAACACUGGUGUUUAUGGUUUUGAUACUCUUUGUCUGCUGUAGACAGUUGUGAACAAUCAGUUAUUUUAUUCUCCAUGUGUCUUUGUGUACAGUUUGUAGUAUGACUUUUUAUACAGAAAUUUUUAACCAUAUAUUUCAUUAAAAGG
Messenger RNA from Haliotis rubra (blacklip abalone), 6398 nucleotides. Its product is annotated as plasma membrane calcium-transporting ATPase 2-like. Gene Ontology annotation, biological process: regulation of cytosolic calcium ion concentration; calcium ion transmembrane transport. Gene Ontology annotation, cellular component: membrane; intracellular membrane-bounded organelle. NCBI's taxonomy places the organism in Eukaryota, Metazoa, Mollusca, Gastropoda, Lepetellida, Haliotidae. The transcript has 25 exons. The record is from RefSeq and is a predicted model, not a curated record. Gene Ontology annotation, molecular function: ATP binding; ATP hydrolysis activity; P-type calcium transporter activity.